Cataglyphis hispanica is the source of this 1852-nucleotide messenger RNA. Its product is annotated as organic cation transporter protein-like. The record is from RefSeq and is a predicted model, not a curated record. The coding region runs from base 205 to 1752 and encodes 515 amino acids. Gene Ontology annotation, molecular function: transmembrane transporter activity. Gene Ontology annotation, cellular component: membrane. Gene Ontology annotation, biological process: transmembrane transport. Lineage: Eukaryota; Metazoa; Arthropoda; Insecta; Hymenoptera; Formicidae. The transcript is spliced from 10 exons.
UCACUUUGGUCUCUUGUGCACUCGACACGGUAAAAUUUACAGCGGCGGGAACCGUGUCACUUUGUGUCCUGAAAAUAAAUUUGCAGUCGACGAAGAGGACUGCUGUAUAAGUGUAUAGCGAUCGGCCAAAACGAUGAAAGUAAAUAAUCGUCCGUAUAAUUGUGAUUUUUUAUAUUAAAAAGAAAAGAAUAGAUCGAUGAGAGAAUGCAAAGUGAUGUUAAGAAAAAUUGGGGCGAAAUGGGUCUCGUACCAUUGGACACUAUUCAAGAGGCCAUGGGUUCUAUGGGCCCAUGGCACAUCGUGAUUGUAGUGGCACUCUCUCUUGUCAAAUUUCCGGUAGCUUGGCAUCAACUUUCCAUCGUAUUUCUUGCACCGCCCCCCAAUUUUACAUGCAUUGCGCCAUUAUCAGUGACGCCUGACGACGUGACAAUGAAAUGUGAAGUUGAUGUCGGAAAUGGUACUAUGGAAAAGUGUACAGAUUUCAAAUAUGAUAGGCACAUAUUUCGAGAGAGCAUUAUAACGCAAUGGAAUUUGGUAUGCGAUAGAGAACAACUGGCAAAUUUUGCACAAUCUUGCACAAUGUUCGGUAUCCUUAUUGGCAAUUUAAUUUUUAGUGUAAUGGCCGACAGAAUUGGACGAAAGAAACCAUUGAUGAUUGCGCUCGCGUUGCAAUCGGUAUCUGGAUUUGCAAGUGCAUUCGCACCAUGGUACGAAUUAUUUUUAGUACUGAAAUUCAUAUGUGCCGUAGCAACUGGUGGAACGAUGCUCGUUGAUUUUGUUAUACUUAUGGAGAUUGUUGGAAUUGAAUGGCGGUCGAUCAUGUCGGUUCUGUUCCACGUGCCGUUUCUACUUGGACACUUAAUGAAUCCCUUAAUAUCUUACUUGACACGCACAUGGUAUCGUUUUCAAAUGGCUGUCUCGAUACCAUCAAUUUUUUUACUGACGUAUUACUGGAUUAUUCCAGAAUCACCGAGAUGGUUAUUAGCCAUGGGCAAGCCGAGACAAGCAGAACGGAUUUUGUUGAAAGCUGCCGAACGAAACAAGAUACCGGUGGAGAAUGUGAAACUAGCUCUCGAAACUCAUGAAAGCCAAGCAGAAAUUCGAAUCACGAAGAGUAAGGAAAAAUAUAAUAUCAUGCAUUUAUUUAGAACUCCGAAUCUGAGGAUGAAGACUAUAUGCGUAAGCUUCAACUGGUUCGUUUGCGGUAUCUGUUUCUUCGGAUUAGCGCAGUACAUGGGUCACCUCGAUGGCGAUAUAUUUGUCAACGUUGCAGUUUCUGCUGCUAUGGAACUACCUGGGACUGUGAUAGUUCUGUUUCUAAUAUCACGAGUUUCCCGUUUAAAAAUCUUGAUAGGAGGACAUAUCUUAUCCGGUAUUAGCUUACUUUUAAUAACUCUGCUGACCGAUGCUACUGCCCGGAUAUUUUUAGCCUCGCUAGGCCUUGUGGGUAUGGCAAUCAGUUUUCCUACGAUAUACUUGUACAGCGGUGAAGUAUUUCCGACUGUUGUGAGAAAUAUUGGCGUUGGCUUAGGAAGUAUUUCCGCCAGGAUCGGCAGUAUAAUCGCACCGUACAUUGCCACAAUGGGAACUAUUCAACCUUGGUUACCUCCGGUAAUAUUCGCCAUAGGACCAAUACUUGGCGCAGUACUUUGUUUACUUUUACCAGAAACGAUGAACUGCGAAUUACCAGAAACAAUAGAAGAUGGCGAAAACUUCGGAAAGAAAAAACCUAAAGCAAGUACAUCAACGUAAUUCUGUAUAAAAAAUACAUUGAAUUGUACAAUUAUUGUUAUAACUAUAAUGCGAAUAUUAUAUAUAGAAAUAUAAUAUACAAUGUUAUUCAGUUCCGUAA